Cucurbitaria berberidis CBS 394.84 is the source of this 723-nucleotide messenger RNA. RefSeq lists its product as uncharacterized. The coding region runs from base 1 to 723 and encodes 240 amino acids. The transcript has a single exon. The record is from RefSeq and is a predicted model, not a curated record. NCBI's taxonomy places the organism in Eukaryota, Fungi, Ascomycota, Dothideomycetes, Pleosporales, Cucurbitariaceae.
AUGUCGUUCGUCAACAGCGCUCUUGACUACAUCAUGGACUUCCGCAAGAAACCCCGUUACGUCCCCGCCAAACUCAACCGCGUAGACGCUGACAUGAGACUCGUCCAAUAUCAUGAAACCGGCAUAGGGCCCAAGCCACCCCCUCAAGAGACCAACUAUCUCCCCGUACGCACUCGUCUCGCACUGGCUAUCUUUUCCGAUAUGAACAUGGCACAAACCCACGCAUACUACGAGGAAAUCGAUAAUGUGCCCGCUGCUUCCGUUGAAAAGAAGAGCGAGUUCAAGGCCGGACACUGGCACGUUGUUCAUCCCGUAUCGUCCGUGGAGAUGCUCGAUUUCAGCACACGGGUACUGCAAGACCUGCUGAAGUGGAUCGAAGAGGAUUGCCCAAGCGAUAUGUUCAUCAGGAAGGCAGGGCAGGUGCUCGAGUUCAAGGUGGCGAGGAGUGAGACGCUAGAGAAUGCAAAGAAAGAGUUGGAAAAGCGUAAAGGGAGGGGGGAUGUCGGUGAAGAGGAGGGCUACACGGGGUCUUGGGAACAGGUUGGCGAGGACAAGCAAGCAGAUGAAACGCAGAUGGACGGGAAGACUAAGAUGGAGGGAAAGGGCAAGGAGAAGGCGCAGGGGUUGUCUCGUCACACGGCUGCAGCUUUGGCCGAGGCGGAACAGGCGGGUCGCAAUGCUGCAGAGGAGGCAAGGAUCAAAGACGAGUAUGAUUUUGCAUAG